ACAUCAGGAUUGUGUUUCUUUCUUUCUGCAGACAUAGUGGAAGAAGAAGAAGCCGCCGAAGCUGCCCACAUGGAGGCACAUAGAAUAUAAUCAUUAGUGUAUUCUUGUGUGGUUGUCAUUACAAAUCAAUAUAUAGUUUAAUAUCUCACUAACGAGCUUGCGUUUUAAAAAAAUGGCGACAGAUGCAAAAAGGCCAAAGACAGAUGAUGAGAACUGGGUGCUGGACCCCUUGAAAAACUUCUUGCAGUGGUGUGCUAGUGUGAAGCUGACUCUCAGCGAUAAGGUGUACUUAAGUAAAGAGGGUACGGUAGCAGAAUAUGGCAUGCUUGCCAAAGAGGACAUUGAAGAGGGUCACGUCUUGUUCUCCAUACCCAGAGAGGUUCUUCUGCAUCAGGCCACCACUAAAGUUAAAAAAGUCCUUGAGGAAGGGAAGAAGUCUUUGGAGAGCGCAUCAGGCUGGGUUCCUCUUCUUCUGGGUCUCCUAUAUGAGUACACAUGUCCACAAUCACACUGGAAACCAUAUUUGUCUCUCUGGCCAGACUUUAGGACACUGGAUCAACCCAUGUUCUGGUCAGAGGAGGAGCGCGAGAAACUCCUGAAAGGCACAGGAAUUCCAGAGGCUGUCGAAACGGAUCUGAAAAAACUCCAGGAUGAGUACAAUAACAUAGUCCUUCCUUUCAUGAAGUCCCAUCCUGACCUGUGGGACCCUGAGAAGCACACGUUGGAGCUCUACAAGAGCCUGGUAGCAUUUGUAAUGGCCUAUAGUUUUCAAGAGCCCGAUGAAGAUGAAGAAAAAGAACCUAACCCUCCAAUGAUGGUGCCCAUGGCUGACAUGCUGAAUCACAUUUCCAAGCACAAUGCCAAUCUGGAAUAUACACCCGAGUGUUUGAAGAUGGUGUCUGUACGACCCAUUGAAAAGGGCGAGGAAGUCUUUAACACCUACGGACAGAUGGCAAACUGGCAGCUCCUGCACAUGUAUGGCUUUGCAGAGUCGUUUCCCACCAAUAGCAAUGAUACUGCAGAUAUCCAGAUGUCCAGUGUGUACAAAGCAGCAGUGCAAGCGGCACAAAGUGACGCAGAUCAAAAGCUCUUAGUGGACAAAUGGAACAUGUGUGAGAUGGAGAUUGUUGGAGAGGAAGGGGUCUUCGUCUUCGGCCAAUCAGGCUGCCUUACUUACAGUGAGCUCUACACUACACUGAAGGUCCUGAGCAUGACGGUGCAAGAUUUCGAGGUGUUCCGUGAAAACGAAGGCUGGGAGGAAGAUGAAGAGGAUGAGGAUGAUCAAAUGGAGCAGGCCCUGAGUUUCGAUGGACUGUUGGGGUUGUCAGCAGAGUGGAAAAGGCUCCUGCACGCAGCUGCAGCUCUGACGCUGGACUCUUAUUCUGAGGAUGUAGAGACGGACAGGAGGCGGCUGGAGGAACUCAGCAGCAGAGAGAGGAGAGCUCUGCAUGUGCGUUACGGUCAGAAGAGCAUCCUACAGCGCUUACAACAGCUCACCAAAAAGUCUUAAUGUACGGGUUUCACAAACAUUCUUAAAUGUCAUGUGCUGACUGCAUUCUGUAGUUGUCAAGAGAGAAAAGUCCUCAGCCGAUAUAGUGUAAUUGAAUUUGCAAACUGUAUAUAGUUUAAGUUUUUCCAAUUUUGAAUGCUGUACAUUUUCCUUUAAAAAAAAAAAAAUCACUUGGAAUAUUAUGGUUCAGAUUGUUUUAAUUGUGUGCUGUUGUGGAAAGUAAAGGUGGUUUAUUUAGCGCAA
This is a messenger RNA of Sinocyclocheilus grahami, 1753 nucleotides long. RefSeq names its product SET domain containing 6, protein lysine methyltransferase (gene setd6). The record is from RefSeq and is a predicted model, not a curated record. Lineage: Eukaryota; Metazoa; Chordata; Actinopteri; Cypriniformes; Cyprinidae. The coding region runs from base 173 to 1510 and encodes 445 amino acids. Gene Ontology annotation, molecular function: protein binding; protein-lysine N-methyltransferase activity. The transcript is spliced from 9 exons. Gene Ontology annotation, cellular component: nucleus. Gene Ontology annotation, biological process: peptidyl-lysine monomethylation.